Messenger RNA from Vidua macroura (Pin-tailed whydah), 2626 nucleotides. RefSeq names its product E3 ubiquitin-protein ligase TRIM39-like. Gene Ontology annotation, molecular function: protein binding. The record is from RefSeq and is a predicted model, not a curated record. Bases 749 to 1786 code for a protein of 345 amino acids. NCBI's taxonomy places the organism in Eukaryota, Metazoa, Chordata, Aves, Passeriformes, Viduidae. The transcript is spliced from 3 exons.
CUGUCCUGGACCCCAAUUUCUGUCCUGGACCCCAAUUUGUGUCCCGGGCUCCAAUUUUUGUCCAGGACCCCAAUUUAUGUCCUGGGUCCCAAUUUGUCUCCCUGUGCCGACGCCCUCAAGGUUCUGGUUUUGCUUUUCCCUCCUUUUUUUCCUCGGAUUUGCCCCAUUUGUGGUCCCCGCCAAGCCCCUGGCAGCUCCUCGCCCACCUGGGAUCCUGGACAUCCCGUGUCUCCCGGGUUUUUUUGGGUUUUUUUGGGGAGAGGUGGAUGGCUUUGAUGCAAAAAGGAGCGGGGUGGAGCAGCUCGAGGGAUAAAAUCCUGGAAUUGUGAUGAGGAAAAGCCGGGAGAGGCGGCGGGGGGGAGACCUGACGAGCAGGCUCAGCCCAGCCGUGCCACGGAUUCACCCGGGACAGGGAAGGAGAAGCAGAGGAAGGAUCCAGCCCCGUCGGAGGGAUAAACCCGGCAGGGUCUGGAUCCCUUGGGAAGGAAUUCCAGCGGGGAUUCGGCUUCCUGAGCCAGGAGAGGAGGACUCCGAGGAAGGACAGCCGCCCUGGAGGACCUGGUAGGUGCCACCUGCUGAAUCUUGGGGACAUUUAGGGACACACCGACCUCGGGAACGUUCCUUUGGCAGGGAAGAGGCCGUUACCGCGUGGAUUUGGGCAGAAUUUGACCCAAUUUGGGCAGGGAACUGCGGGGAUUUGAGUCGGGGUUUGAAUCCAGAGGUGUUCUCCCCUGGGAAAUGCCUUUCCAUGAGUCCCUCGGGGUAUUUCCCACCCCGCUUUUCCUUAGUUUGUCGUUUAAAAGCCGCGCUUGGAUUCGAGGCUUGCAGAUUCCAGGGGCAUCCUGAGCUCCUCUCGCUCCCACAGCUGGAAGACCUGAAAAAUGAGCUGGAGAAGAGGCAGGCGAAAAAAAACCCGGAGAUUUCCCACCAGGACAGCCCGGCACAGGGGCAGGAAGAGAAAAACCAGCAGCUGGUGAGGGAAUUCUGCUCUUCUGAGGGAAAAUCAGAGGGAGGGGGGCCUGUAGAGGUGGGGAAAAUUGAAUUAAAUCCCCGUGGGAGGGCUGGUGGUUCCCUAUAUUCCCGAAUAAUUCACGCCGAGCUGCCUUUCCUUUCUCUCUUCCCCCAGGAGGUGAAAAGCUCCAUCAGCAGAUGUGGGAAAGUGACUUUCCAGCUGCCCCUGGAUGCGGCUCCGGGGCCGGAAGAGCGAGUUUAUCACUUCUCGUGGAGGAGCAGUGCCCUGAAGGAAACCCUGAGGAAGCUCCAAGCCAGCGUCACCCUGGACCCCGACACGGCUCACGCCGACCUCGUGCUGUCCGAGGACGGGAAGAGCGUGCGGCGCGGAGCCGCGGGCCGCCAGCUCCCGGACAACCCCGAGCGCUUUGACUACUGGCCCUUCGUGCUGGGCCACCAGGGCUUCGUGGCCGGGCGGCACUGCUGGGACGUGGACGUGGGCGACGGCGGCGACUGGGCCGUGGGGGUGGCCAGGGAGUCGGUGCGGAGGAAGGGGCGGCUCAGCCUCGGCCCCCAGGGCGGCAUCUGGGGGCUGGAGAAGUGGGGGGGCCAGAUCCGGGCGCUGACCACCCGCAAGGUGACCCUGGUGGCCCUGCGGUGGUUGCCCCGCAGGGUCAGCGUCCACCUGGACUGCGGCGGGGGGACCGUGGCGUUUUUCGACGCCGAGGACGGGGGGCUCCUCUUCGUCUUUUCCCGCGUGUCCUUCGCCGGAGAGAGGGUCCGGCCCUGGCUCUGGGUGGUGGGGGCCAGGUCCCAGCUCCGCCUGUGUCCCUGAGGGGGGAAAAAGCGUCCCCCCCAGCUUUUCACAGCCCCUGGGUUGGGUUUGUGCUUCCUUCUCCGCCGGGAGAAGGGAGAAACCCGGGGAAAAAAAAAAAAGCGAGGCAAAAGAGAGGGAAGGAGCUGUGGCCAAGGGGCCGUGGGGCAGAGAAACGGGAAACAGUGGGAAAACGGGAGAAAUCAGGAUGGAAAGGCAAAUUUGCCCGAGGCUUGCCUGACUGGCUGUACAUAAUCCCAUCUGAGCUGGUCACCUCCAAACCAAGGGCUCCGAAUUCCUUUUUGUUUUUUUUUUUAGCCUUUUCCCCAACCUCCAAUGGGUGGAGUUGCCGUUUUCUCUCUGAAAAAGGUCCCCGUGGUGACCAGGUCUGUGGCUUCUGUGAUUUACAUCGUUAUUAAUAAUAAAAAAAGGCGUGAUUUCCCCCUCGGUGUCCCUCCUGACUGCCGGCAGUGGCUCGUGGCUUCCAGGGAGAAGGGCCGGGGCAGCCCCUGGGCCACCUGCACGGAGCUUGCGGCUCUUCCAGGCUGCAAACACCAGGAAUGGGGCUUAAUUAAACAAAAUCCCAGCUUGAUCCUCACACCCAGGAGCAGCAAACACCAAACAGAGAAGUUAAAACACGUAAAUGUCGGGUUUUUACUUCAUCCAAAGCCAGGGGAGAGGAGAGGAAAGGGAUUGGGGUGGUGCAGGACGGGGUGGGGCAGACGUGGCUCCGUUUUCAGCCGCCAGAUUUGGGGGGUGACAACUCGGGACAGCGACCCCGAGGGAUGGUCAGCAUCGCUGGGAGUGGAAAGGGGCUUCAGCAGACGCUGGAAGUCCCUGGAAGAGCCGGGAAUGGUGAAA